GCACCCGCUGCUGAGCAGGACUUCACCCCCCCUUCGUCAGAAUCGGACAUCUGGCCUACGCCGUCGGAGCACAGCCCUACCUCCCCGUUCUUUGCCCACGCCGUCGAGCGACGCUCCUUUCGCAUGGCCAACGAGGUCGUCUUCGGACCCGCGCCGCCCAGCACCCACAGUCGUAUGAGUAUCAGCUCAUCCUCGCAGGCGUCGCCGUCGUCCACCGAGUCGUCGAGGAACACGCCCACUUUCAGUAUCACGCUGACGAGUCUGCGCGAAACGCCAGGCGACGAUGUUGUGCCCAAGAUUGAGGAACUCGACGACGGCGAGGUGGGAGACGUGAAGUUUGAGUCGUCUGCUGGGGACCCACUUCCCUCACCAAACCGAGGCAUUGUGAAACGACCGCGAGGACGACCGCGCAAACACCCCAUUACGCAAGCGACUUCAACCACGAAGCCUCCGAAAGGCCGUUCGAAGACAGGAUGCAUCACCUGUCGACGGCGGAAAAAGAAAUGCGACGAGACCAAGCCUCACUGUAUCCAUUGUCAGAAGAACAAUGUCCACUGCGAAGGGUAUCCGCCCAAAGAUUAUUGGAGGAGUGGAAAGCAACGCGCCAUCAUCGAAGGUCGCCGGGUCAGCUUCGACCGCCCUCGCGAACUGCCUCUCUUGAUCGAAGGUGUCGAAACGGAUCUGGACCGAUUCUUCCUUGAUCAUUUCAAUUUCAAUGUCAGCAGAGUGCUGAGUUUGUUUACUGACAAGCAAAACCCGUUCAAGGAGAUUCUGCUGCCGAUGGCUAUCCGACACCGCGGCCUGAUGCACUCGUUGCUCUGUCUCGCAGGAUCCCACCUUGCGGCACGGGAGCCAAACUCGUCAUUCCAAGAAAGGCAGUACCAUCACUUCCAGUGUGCACUAGAGAACCUCCGGACCGAAAAGAAUAUGGCCCGAUCAAUAUCCGGCGACACCACCGCCCUCAUCGAAGACCCAACCGUCGCCCAGACCCUCGUCCUCUGCCUCCGCUCCAUCUGCGCCGGCGAAGUCAACGGCGAAUACCGCCCCCACAUGGACGCCGCCAAGCACCUCAUCCAGACGCAGAAGUCCCCCAACCAAGAAUUCCAAUCCUUCCUCUUCGAGUUCUUCAUCUACCACGAUGCCUUGAACUCCGUCACCUCGCUCGACCGCCGCUCCGUUCUCAUGAUGGAAGACUUCCAGCUCCCGCAGUUUAUGAUCCAGCCAGAGGCCGGCGCGCUCCUCGGCGUCGUCGACGGCCUCUUCGGCUACAUCUCUAAGAUCCGCCAGCUGCGUGAUAAGAUCCGUGCGCGGCGCGAUCAGAGCCUCAAGCCGCUGGUGGACUACCAGAUCCUGAGUGAUGCGCAGGCUAUCGAUGCAGGGCUGAGGAGCUGGGUCUGCGUACAGCCGGAAGACACGCCGCGCUACACGGCCUCGAUGCUCUACCGGCAAUGCACGUGGCUCUACCUCCACCGCACCAUUCUCCCCUCCGUACCGAGUCAAAACCUCAAAGACGCCGUGGAUGAGGGGCUCUUCUAUCUCCGGCAACUACCCUCCGACAGCUCUACCCAAAGUAUCCUCCUAAUGCCACUCUUCCUCCUUGGCUGUGCAGCGUUCGAAGCCGAGCAGCGCCCAGAAAUCCUACAGGCGUUCGAGGGGCUGGAGAGUUACUCCCAGCUCGGCAACAUCAAGUACACGCGCGCGGUUGUGGAGAAGGUGUGGGAGAUGAUGGAUAAGGGGGACACGGACAGCUGGGACUGGGAGACGAUUAUCUCGAACCAGGGGUGGGAUUUCCUUAUCACAUGAACACGAUCGGCAAUGAAUGGGAAGGCUUAUCAAAAGGCGGGAAUGGGAUGUGAUACGAAAGGGAAAGGAUAUGGUAUUGCGGGUGUUCUAUGGACGGAAAGGCAGGGAAAUGCACAUGGUCUUGGCGCGACGCGGAUGGGGGCGUUCAGCGUUCUGCAAUAUUCGAACCGUCCUGUUAAUUGGUUUCGUGGGACGGGGGGCAGCUCGGUGCUAGGUUUUCUGGG
Messenger RNA from Mytilinidion resinicola, 2027 nucleotides. RefSeq lists its product as uncharacterized. Gene Ontology annotation, molecular function: DNA-binding transcription factor activity, RNA polymerase II-specific; transcription cis-regulatory region binding; zinc ion binding. The transcript has 3 exons. Gene Ontology annotation, cellular component: nucleus. Gene Ontology annotation, biological process: positive regulation of transcription by RNA polymerase II. NCBI's taxonomy places the organism in Eukaryota, Fungi, Ascomycota, Dothideomycetes, Mytilinidiales, Mytilinidiaceae. Bases 124 to 1803 code for a protein of 559 amino acids. The record is from RefSeq and is a predicted model, not a curated record.